CAGCCGAGCCCCGCCAUGGAUCGUGCGCGCCACAAGAGCUCGCCCAGCUCCGAGCGCUUCCUCGGCUCCUUCCUCCCCCGCGCGCCCCCCGGCGACCAGCCCCCCUCGGCAGCCUUCGAGCUCGACGAGGACGACCUCUUCGGCUCGGGCGUCGGAUCUCCCGAGCGGCCGCAGCCGCAGCCGCCGCGCCGGCCCCUGCUCAUCUCCUCCGUCAGCGCCGCAAACCCUAGCCCCCGCUUCCGCCGCCCGCCGGGGGGUAUCCUCGAGGCCCUCCCCGAGCGCCUCGGGCCUCUCUCGCCGCCCCCGCCAUCUUCGUCCGCAUCGACGUCCCCCGCGUCUCCGGCGCCGGCCCUUCCGCGCAUGAUCCCCGCCAUCCCCCGCCCGGCGCCGGCGCCGGCGAUGCAAAUGCCGCAGUCCGCACCGGUGAAUGUCCCGGUAGCGCGGCUGCGGCGACCGUCGUUCGAGGCGUUCGCGAGUGAACCGGAUGAGGAGGACGACGACGAGGAGAUGCUGCCGCCGCACGAGAUGGUGGCGCGCUCGCGGGCGCGGGAGUCGCCCAUGACGACCUUCUCUGUGCUGGAGGGCGCUGGACGGACGCUCAAGGGGAGAGACCUCCGCCAGGUACGCAAUGCCGUGUGGCGGAAGACAGGCCUGCUCGAUUGAUCCAUUGCGUUUGCACUCGGCAGCUGCCUUCACCUGCAGUGAUUGAGUUUGUAUGCUUGAAAUUGUUUUGUACAUUGCGCGUGAUCAGGUGUUAAUUUUAGUUACACCUGUAAAAUGUGUAUUGCAUUGCUCAUCAUUACUUAUAUUAUUUAUGAACUCUCUAUUUGAACUAUCUGAACUAAUUGGUAUGGAUUAAGAUAAAAUUGUGUUCUCAUGGA
Molecule: messenger RNA, 881 nt
Organism: Hordeum vulgare subsp. vulgare (domesticated barley)
Lineage: Eukaryota; Viridiplantae; Streptophyta; Magnoliopsida; Poales; Poaceae
Product: vegetative cell wall protein gp1-like
Exons: 1
Coding region: 16-663 (215 amino acids)
Source: RefSeq, a predicted model, not a curated record